UUCAUGUCCAGAGUUAGCGGUACUGUAUUUCCUGAAACACUACGCAUGCGCGCUUUAAAGCCUUCCCUAGUUUGUCCGCCUCGCCUUGCCGUCGCUGGGCUCCUCCCACGUUUGCCCUCGAUCUGUCUCUCUGCACAGCGGUGAGGUAGCGGCGCGUGGCCCAUUCGGUGCCUGAAGAGGAAGGAAGGAAGAAAGGAGCGGGAGGGCCGCGCGGGUUCCUCGGCCGCCUCAGCCUCACGCUUUCGCCGCCCAUUGCUCUCCUCUUCUCCCCCUUCAGCCAUGUUGGCAGCCGCCGGGCUCCUCCGCCGCUGCGUCUCCGCGCCCGCCCUCCGCGCCCUGGUGCCUCGGGCUUCCGCCGCAGUAUUGCCCAUCCGCUGCUAUUCUCAUGGGUCGCAUGAGUCAGAUGAAGAGUUUGAUGCUCGCUGGGUGACAUACUUCAACAAACCAGAUAUUGAUGCCUGGGAGCUAAGGAAAGGUAUGAACACGUUGGUCGGUUAUGACUUGGUUCCAGAACCAAAAAUAAUUGAUGCUGCUUUGAGGGCAUGCAGACGACUAAAUGACUUUGCCAGCGCAGUCCGCAUCUUAGAAGUUGUAAAGGAUAAAGCAGGGCCUCACAAGGAAAUAUAUCCAUAUGUUAUCCAGGAACUUAGACCAACUUUGAAUGAAUUGGGAAUCUCAACUCCAGAGGAACUUGGCCUCGACAAAGCAUAAAUUUCAGUGAUGAGCUUCCUGUGGAUUUAUUGUUCAUGCUACCUGAUUGUCCAACAAUUGCCUGGAUACAGACAAUUAAAAUAUUACUUAUUUGAAAUUACUUCCUUUUAUUCAGUCCUGGAAUAUGUAUUGUGACGCUGGACCUAAUAAAGAGGGAAUGGUUUGAACUGAA
Molecule: messenger RNA, 883 nt
Organism: Anolis carolinensis (green anole)
Lineage: Eukaryota; Metazoa; Chordata; Lepidosauria; Squamata; Anolidae
Product: cytochrome c oxidase subunit 5A, mitochondrial
Exons: 5
Coding region: 280-711 (143 amino acids)
Biological process (GO): mitochondrial electron transport, cytochrome c to oxygen
Cellular component (GO): mitochondrial inner membrane
Source: RefSeq, a predicted model, not a curated record